CAGUCUGGUGGAGAGGGCGGGGGCCAUGCGGGGCGAGGUGCCGCCGGUGCCUCAAUUGCCCAGUUGGCGCCGUGAGCUCACCCGCAGAAAAUGUGUGUGAGAGGCGCGGUGGGAGGCAGCGAGCAGCGUGUUUGAGUGAGUGACGGAGGGCGCGAGGGCGUGAGGGCGUGCGAGCAGUGGAUCAGACGGCUCGAGUGUGAUUACGAGUGUUGCUGCCUUGCUGUGUUACAAGUGCCAUGACGCCCUGGCUAGUGAAGGGCGGCCUGGGCACCCUGGCAGCGUGAGGGCGUGGGAAAGUGACCGCCGUGGUGGUGGUGGUGGUGGUGUUGUGCUCUGACUGUGUGUGUGGUGUGUGCGGGCGCCGCGGACCCGCUAACUCGCCGCCAUGACCACCUUCUGCAGGAUCACCGGCUGUGCCCGGAACCUGCCCAAGCCAUGCUACUUCCCACUCCUGCCGCCCAUCUCCCCCGCCGAGGCCAAGAAGCUGUGCAAGAUCACAGGCAAGGCCACGGACCUGCACAGCUUCAGUCCCAUCUUCGCCUUCGGCAAGCCAGUGCGGCACGAGGGCGUGGAGGGCUGCCGUAUCACGCGCCAUGAGGACUUCUCCUUCGUGCGACCGCUGCUAUUCAAAAACAAAGACAAUGAAAGCUCCUUCUCCUACCUGGAGGAGGUCCUGCAGCGGAUGCGGGAGCGGCUCAAGGGCAAGACUGACACGACCAAGGAGUUUGUGUACCACAUGACGGAUCAAAAGACGAGCCUGUUGGUAUCCGCCGAGAUGGAGGAGGCCAUCAAGACGGGCCACUUCGAGACUGUGUCCAUGAGUAAGGACUCCAAGCGCGUCAACAUCAAGCUGCACCAAGGCCGCAUCGUCAAGCUGGACCUGUCCACCUUGGCGGCCGAGGAGUCGGAAGCUCUGGACAUUACCUGCGGCGAGGGCCCGAACAAGAAGGUUCUUAAACACCAACAGAAAAUCUUGGAGGAGAGAAGGAAACGCAAAUCCAACACUCUGGCCCGCAAGAGCCAGUUCGAGGCGCUGGAGGCCAAGGCGGAGGCCGAGGAGCUGAGGGACUCCGUCAGGCCAAUCAAGCCUCGCGUCAAGUUCAACGCCAAGCAGCGCGCCGAAAAGCUGGCCAGGAUGGAGGCCAUGCUGAAGGAGCAGCAGGAGAACAAGGCCAUCCUGCUGCCCAAGGUGACGGACACACGCAAGCCCCGCGACGAGGAGCUGCAGUACGAGAGGAUGCUAUCUGACCUGGGCCAGGCGCAGACCAAGUCCAUCACCUUGGCCGCCGUGUCCUCGGGAUUCAACUGGAAGGAGGCGCAGGAGGCGGAGGACGCGGGCUUUGACUGGGACAGCUUCCCGCACGAGGAGUGGGUGGACCCGCUGGAGGUGACGGAGACGAGUGUGGCGCGUCAGGAGGUGGUGAAGGGUAACGACGUGGCCAACCUGCAGGUGGUGGUGUCCGUGGAGACGGUGCGACCCGCGCUGCCCAUGCCGCAGGAAACGGCGCGCGCAGUGUGCAACCUGCUGGAGGAGCAACUCAAGCAGACCGAGGACGUGAGUGACAUCCUACGCGCCGCAAAGGACCCAGACUGCGUGCCGACCUUCCAGGAUAUCUGCCUCAUCGCCGCCGCCAUGGAGGCCGCCGAGGUGGGCUUCCUGGUGCGAGGCGAGGAGGGUGCGGAGUUCGUGCCCAAGGCGGAGUACGUGGCCAGCGACGCCCAGGCAGUGUCCGGGGCGAUGGUGGAGAUCAAUGAGAAGAAGAAGUUCGUGGCGGGACAAAUCCUGCAGGUGGGCGACAAGGAGUCCUUCGUGGCGGGCCAGACGGUGGUGACGCCGCAGGGCAAGAAGUUCGUGCCAGGCCAGACCAUCAUCAACAGGGACGGCGAGGUGAGCCUCGUGCCGGGCCAGUGCGUCAAGAGCGCAGAGGAUGAGACCAUCCAGUUCGUGGCUGGCCAGGUGUUCAGCGGACAAGGGGGACCCAAGUUCGUGGCGGGCCAGGUGAUGGACCUCGGGGACGGGCAGCAGAGCUUCGUGGCGGGCCAGACAGUCGUCACCGAGGACGGACCCAAGUUCUGUCCAGGCGAGGUGACGGUGAACGCAUAUGGCGAGGACAUGUUCGUGCCGGGCUUGGUCAUGCCCACCACGGAGGGCGCUAAGUUCGUGGCGGGCCAAGCUUUCCCCACAGAGAGCGGCCUGUCCUUCACGCCGGGCCAGAUCAUGGACACCAUCGAGGGCCCGUCUUUCGUGCCGGGCCGGACCUUCAACACGCCCGAGGGGAAAAAGUUCAUCAAGGGCGACCUGGUGGAGGACGAGGCCGGCCAGAUAACAUUCGAGCACCGGCCCUUCGCAGAGAGCGAGCGCGUGAGCGAGUGGCUGGUCAUUCCUAACAGCGAGCUGCAGCCGCUGGCCGUGGCGCAGCGCACCGUGGUGGGCUUCAUCGUCAACCCCACCAACACCGACAACGUGCAGGCCGGCGACCAGCUGUACGGCGAUAUGGUGGAGACAGCGGACGCCGUGCAGUUCUAUUUGUCAGGAAAGCUGCCCAAGGAGCUGUCGCCCGAGGCCAAGGUCAUUCCUGGGCGCCUGGUGGUGACGGAGCAGGAUCAGCGCUUCGUGCCCGGCAGGAUGAUGGCGGGCGAGGGCGAGGAGGCCGAGAAGUUCGUGCCGGGCCAGACGGUGUCCACCACGCACGGCGAGGAGUUCAUCCCGGGCCAGAUCGUGGAGAGCUGCGAGGGGCCAAAGUUUGUGCCGGGUCAGAUGGUUGCGACGGCGCACGGCGAGAAGUUCGUGCCGGGUCAGGUGAUCGUGGAAGACGAGGGGCCAAAGUUCGUGCCGGGACAGAUCAUCCAGACCAAGAACGGCGCCACCUUCAUACCGGGCCAGAUGAUGAACACAGACGAGGGCCAGCUGUUCGUGCCGGGCCAGCUGGUGGAGACCAACACCGGGCCGCGCUUCGUGCCGGGACAGGUGGUGGAGAGCCCCGACGGGCCGAAGUUCAUUCCUGGCAACAUCAUCGAGACCGAGGAGGGACUCAAGUACGUCCCGCCAGAUGCAGACGAGAUCGACGAGGAUUUCGAGAUCUCGUUCCAGGGGUUCGAGGUGAGCGAGGAGGAGCUGGCGCUGCUCAUGACGCACCCGACGGACGCGAGGCCUCACUCUACGCUGCUGAACGGCGAGUGUCUCAUCGACACAGACACACUCAAGAAGCUGGCGGUGGACACCAUGGUGGUUCACGGCACCACGCCUGAGCCACAGCACCAGGAGAAGAAGAAGAAGAAGAAAAAGAAGAAGUCUCGAGUCCAGCUGGAUGUGAUGGAAGAGGAGGCGGAGGAGGAGGUGGAGGAAGAGGACGAGGGCACGGACAGGGUGGAACUACUGGUGGAGCUGGUGCGGGCUGGCUCCUGCAUCUCCGAGGCGCGGCGGGAAAAGGAGAUGGAGAAACUGGCGGCCAUGAUGGGCGAGGAGGGCGAGCACGAGAACCACGCCACGGUGCAGGUGGAAGCCAUCAGCCGCGUGCUGGCCUCCAACAGCAGGGCGGCGGCCGUGGUGCGUGCCUUCCUGGGCCAGGACGAGGGUGUCAUCGCCAAUAUCAUCCACUACAUGGUGGACACUGACGACAUCAAGAGGAACGACCAAGCGCGCCACGCGCUGCGCAAGACUGUGCACCGCGUGGUGACGCGCCGCUGCGACAAAGAGAUUGACGACAUGGUGGAGAUGCUGAGCGACAGCCCCGAGAGUCUGCUGACGGACGCACGCACGCAGGUGCUGCUGACGGAGGCUGUGGGCGUGGUGUGCGUCACCGGCAACGUGGAGGUUGCCGCCAUGCUGGAGAAGUUCAUCUCGGAGCCCUCGGAGCCUGACUCGCUGCGGGACAACCCUGACGUGGUGUCGGUGCUGCGGCAGCUGAUCGUGCUGCACCAGAUCGCCGAGCAGGACCCGGAGGUGGCCCGCAUGCUGCAGGUGCUGCAGACCAAUCCAGAGGGAUUCAAAGACCGCAAGAGGAUCCGCGAGCUGCUGCGAGACGCCAACCUGCUGCUGCAGAUGCCCAAGAAAGCCAAGGCGACAGAAGACGACGACGACGAGGACGACGACGACGAAGAAGCCUCCAGGAGGUUUGACCUGCGCCACGUGGCGUCGUCCAAGGACAUCCCCAAGGAGAUGUUCGAGCAGCUCAAGGAGGACAGACACACGGCCAGCCGCUUCAUUGAGGAACUGCCUGACGAGCUGUUCAAGCAGAUCCUGCAGGACCAGCGGUGCGGCGAGAGCCUCAUCGCCUCACUCAACGAGGGAUGCACGGACGCGGUGCGGGGCGAGCUGGACAAGUUCAAGAAGGGUAUGGCCAUCGUGGUCACCAAGGAGAACAUGCAAGCCGUCAUCCCGCGGGAGUUUUCGCGCUCCGUCUGCUACGGCAUCGUGCCCUACCUGCUCAUCGACGAGGAGGGCAUCAAGUUCUUCGAGCGUGGCCUGACGGGCCGCAAGCUGGCGCCGGCCAGGGUCAUCGAGAACACCUGGUACAUGAGCGACGUCUACUACGACAAGAAGCCUACCUAUGAGAGGACGCUGUCAGGAGAGAAGUAUCUCCUGCCGUUGCCGGGACGCCAGCGUCGCUCAGGGCGCCAGGAGCUGCUGUACACCUCGCUGCUACCGUCUGCCGGCCCCACAAAGCUGCCCUUCAACGAGGCUAACGGCGACCUCGACGACCCCGCCUCCUACAGCAGGUCCUCCAGAGCGGGGUCCAUCUGGAGUGACGCAGAUCCCACCUCCGUCAGCCUCUCCCGCCGCGGCACCCUGGACAUGUCGCGGCGCGGCUCAUGCAGCCUGGCCGAGGACGGGCUGGAUCUUGAGCCCAGUGUCAUCUACCGCCGCCCCACCAAGGAAGAGAAGGAGGAUUGCGGCGUGGACUACAGCCCCGUGGUGCCCUUCAAGCCCGUGGUGCUGGAGGACGUGAGCGACUCGGCGCCGCUCUGCCGCUCAGACACCGUUGCCAAACUAUUGGACAAAUACUCUAAUUUUUCCGUGAGGCGAGAAUUUGGCCCAGGCGCGCGCGCUGCCAACUCCCGCAGCAAGAAGGCGCGCGACGCCAACGGCGUGCAUGAGAAGCACAAGAGCAGGAAAGGUAAGCGUGAACACCGCGGUGAGCGUGGUGAGCGUGGUGAUCGCGGUGAGCGUGUGGGCAAGGAUGGGUACACAGCGUCGGAGCGUGCCCUGCUGCCCUCCAAGACCAAGGGCAAGGCCAAGGAGGACCUGCUGGCCAUCACGUUCCCCAAGGAGCGCUCACGCUCCACCACGCCGCUCUCCUCCAGGGACUCCAGGGCUGACCGCAACGACUAUGGCCUGAACGGCCUCGCGGAGCUAGAGCGCGAGCUGGACGCGCUGCCGCGCCGCAGCACGCGUGUGUCGCGCAUCAUCGAGGAUGACGAGGAGGAGGAGAACGAGGACAAGUCCAUCCUGCCCGUGCCGCGCAGGAAGCAGUUGCCCAGCGUGCUGCAAGACAUAGACGACCCAGACGACGACAGGACGCCGCUGCAGAAGUACAGAGACCGCAAGGCGCGCGAGUCGGAGGGCGGUGCCUGGGACGCCGACGCCAGGGCGAGCAGUGUGCUGAGGGAGAGGAGCGUGGCGCCACCCCCUGCACUGGGACCCCUCGCACCCAGGGUGGGCGGCGGCUACGGCGGCGGCGGCGGCGGCGGCUACGGGGGAGGCGGUGGCUAUGGCGGGACUUAUGGUGGUGGUUAUGGUGGCUACGGUGGGGGAGGGUAUGGAGGAGGCAUGGGGGGAUACAGGGGUGGGGGGUAUGGCAUGGGUGGCUAUGGCGGAGGGUAUGGAGGAGGCGGAUAUGACAGAGGGUACGGCGGCGGGUUUGGAGGUGGAGGCUAUGGCGGAGGAUACGGAGGGUAUGGCGGGGGUUACGGUGGUGGGUACGACAGAGGGUACGGGGCCGGCUAUGGCGGGGGUUAUGGCGGGGGUUACGGCGGCGGGGGUUACGGCGGCGGGUAUGGCCGCGGCUAUGGCGGAGGGUACGGCGGGGGUUAUGGAGGUGGCUAUGGGGGCGGGUACGGCAGGGGCGCGCCGGGCGAAGGUCUUGGUGGCAGCUUCGCGAACCGCUACCUUGGGGGUGGCGCGCCCCUCGUGACACCAGCGUUCGGGGGUGCGGGAGGCCCCGGGUACGGCAACCCACCGCCUCCUGGGGACACCUUUGGGGCCUCGACGGGGCUGGGUGCCACCACGGGGCCCGGAGCCACGCCCACUCUGGGCACCACUCCCACCGGAAGUUUGGGUGCCUCGCAGCUGCCGCCCGCGUCCACGCUGUCGCCUUUCAUGGGCGAUGACGCGCGAGGCGGGCGGGAGCGCCGCAGCGUGACGCCCCUGGACGACGAUCGGUCCCGCGCCAAGCACAUCGCCAAGCAGUACGUGACGGGCGGCAAGCAGCGCUCCACCUGCCCCGCCGUCAACCGCAUCCUGGGCGACGACGACGAUGACUUCGACGCCGCCGACGACAACACCAACGGCGACAUCGACGAGCUGUCGUCCGAGGAGGCGUAGUCACGUCACGCCUCACUACACGCCACCACUGCGUCAGUGGGCGUCAGCGGACUCCGCCGCCGUCGCCGCCGCCGCCGCGGCAUGAGAACAGUUGUUAGCGCUAAUGACGACGAACAAUUCCAUGUCACAUCUCACUCUAGUGUUCUACUAAUGUUCUUUUUGUAUGGUAUUCUGAUAAUUGUAGGAGUAAUGGACGCUAGGAUAAGUUUGUAAAGAUACACUAAUAUCAUUAAGUGAUUACUACCACACUGUCAUGUCGCCGCACUGUCAACCGUUACCGUCAUAAUGUUGUUGUUGUUGUUGUUGUUGUUGUUGUUGUUGUCUGUUGGUCGCGUCAUCACCGUCACUGCUGCGCUGCGUUACGUCACGCCUUCGCCGUGCGCUGCUGCUGCUGCCUCUCAUCCACACCCCUACUCAAGCCCUGCACCACCCCUGCCCCUCAUCCACACCAUGCCGCACCCUUUCCCCAUCAUAUGCACCCCUGUGCCCAAGCCCUGUCCGCCAUCCACACCCUGCACCCUGCACCCUGCCCACCAUCCACACCCUGCACCCUCUCCGUCAUUGAGCCCCGUGGCCAAGCCUUCACUAGUUCAUCCUUGCAUAGUCACUUUGGGCGAUGCUUUGGUGGCGCCUCACGUGCCGCUCACUGGCUCACCAUGUCUUGACGUCACCACCACCACCAACACCACCACUACCACUACCACUGGCUGGUGCCUCGGUGACGUCACCUUACUGUUGGUUCAAGCAGCGAGGACGUCACCAGCCCGGAAAGGUCACGCCACCACUCUUUUUUAAUAUUAUUUUGGACCUUAUGACCUCAUAGAUAUUAUUUUCUUCAUUUCCCUUCCACGUGUAGCAUUAAGUGUUGACAUAUCACCGCGGGGAGAGUGGGCGGGGCGGGGUGUUGCUGGCACGGGCGGCCCAUCACACCACACCACACCACCACCACCACCACCACCACUACCACCACCACCGUCCCACAUCCGUCCAUCGCCCAACCACGUCAAACAAACUUGCCUCGCCUCUCACAACACCAAUAAAUAAUAAUAAUAAUAAUAAUAAUAAUAAUAAUAAUAAUAAUAAUAAUAAUAAUAAUAAUAAUAAUAAUAAUAAUAAAGUCUUAAAAUACAGUGAAUAAUAAUAGUGAGAGAUAAACAAAUAAAUAAAAUGAUAUAGAAAUAAAUGUGAAAAAUCAAAGUAAUCAUAAAUAAAUAAUAAAAAAACAUUUACUUAAAAAUAACAAAAAAAAAUAAAUAAAUAAAACUAAACAGAAAAAAACAACUCAACAAAGAGAAAAAAAGAGAGAGAGAGAGAAUGAGAAAAGAGAUAGAGAAAAAGAGAGAAAAUAGAGAUAGAAAAUAAAAAAUAAAAAAGAUGGCCGUCUUCCAGCAAAACCCCGCCCUUCAAUAGAAAACGUACAUGUCCGUCCCUAUUGUGUGUACGUGUGUGUACGUGUGUGUGCGUGUGCGUGUGCGCGUGUAUGUACGUGCGUAUGUGCGUUUGUAGUCUUUGUACACGCUCGUGAUGAAAGAUUGGUGUAAAAUUUUUCAUUAUUCAUUAAAAAUCGGUGAAUCUGG
Messenger RNA from Portunus trituberculatus (swimming crab), 8121 nucleotides. RefSeq lists its product as uncharacterized. The record is from RefSeq and is a predicted model, not a curated record. NCBI's taxonomy places the organism in Eukaryota, Metazoa, Arthropoda, Malacostraca, Decapoda, Portunidae. The coding region runs from base 386 to 6544 and encodes 2052 amino acids. The transcript is spliced from 2 exons.